UGAAGAUGAUUCUUAUCAUCGAAUGUGGCUCUUCACCCUCGUUCUCGUCGUCUGCUUCACCAGAUCGCGCAUAUAUGCGGCCUAACCAGACAGUUUCUGCGUCACCUUUAGGACAGAAUGCUUUUGAACCAACACCAAUGAGAUCGGCUUCAACAUCAGGCGAUUUCCUCCUCAGCACUGCUAACAGCUCUCGGACAUCUACCAAAUGGGACAACGGGGUUUCGUAUGUCAGAGGAUUGGAAUCUCUGGUCAAUGAAGGCAAAGAUGACGUCGAGCGACUCAAUUUGUUGCAGAACCAAUCCUCUCGCGACCUAGCGGAUCUUCGCGCAAGGUUGGCGUCGACGACGCAAGACCUACAGGCAGCUAAAAGCGAGAUCAAUAUCCUACGAUCUGUGUCAGACGCCUCCAAAGAGGGCAUUACUGUCAAGGAUUGCGAGCUCCGAUCACUUCAGUCCGCUUUGUCGCAGGUUAAAGAGGAAUUAGCUUCGUCAGUCGCAGAGAAUGGUCGCCUGAAGGAAGACGUAUGGGGUGCGAAGACCGAGGCCGAGAACGUCAAACAGGUUCUGGAGAAAUCCAAACGAAGCGUCGCAUUCUUAUCUUCAGAGUACUCGAGUCUCGGGACGUGUUUGAAAGAGCUCAGGGAAGCUCGUGAUGUUGACCGACAACGGCUUAAGGAAAUAUCCAGCGAAGUGCAAGCUCUGAGGAAGACUGCCAACAACGCGAUGUCAGGCCUUGAACCCAUGCUGGACGAUAACGAUACCUUGACGCGCGCUGCUGAUACCAAAGCACUUUUGAAGCAAUUACAGGAGGAUCUGGCGGGGUGGCAUCAAGUUACGGAUAUGCUUCGCAACAAGCUCCUUCAUAACGCAUCUCAGCUUGCCGAUGCCCAAAAUCGGGUUCGCGAACUGGAAGAAGAAAAACGGGGUUGGCUACGCGAUCUCGUAUCCGCCCGUGAAGAUGAGAAGCGUCAAUUCGAGUUGUUUGCGGAAGUUGGGAAACGUAUGAGCGAACUGUCGCUGCGGUUGGCCACGCGCGAGAAGGAGACGAUCGACACUCUUGCGCACUCGGACUCUGUCAGAAAUGAGCUUGAAGCUGUAAAGAAUGAGCUCAGCUUUCAUCAGAGCAUCGUCAGCACCCAGGGCGAGGAGCUGAGCGUGCUGCGCUCUCUCAAAGAGCAGAAUGUUUCUAAGCUUCUGGAGGUUCAAGACGUAGUCAACUCGCGCGACAAGGAGAUCGUCAUGUUGAGAUCAGAAGUCAAGUCCCUGGCAGAAUCGAGGGAAGAGCUGCGCGCCUUGAUGGCUGAAGCAAAGAAGAGUCUUGCUGAAAAAGAGGUUGAGCUCAGGGCGAAGGAUCCGAAUGAAGAGUAUCAGAUCGAAAUCAGCAACUUGCGAAGUGAAAAUUUCGCAUUGAAGACCACAGUUCAAGAGACGCAGAUUGCCCUUAAAGCAGCGAAUAAGGCAUCCCAGAACUCUGAACAGGAUUUCAACAAAACGCUGCAUGAACUCGAGAAGCUGGUUGUCGAAUUGCGUUCAAAGAUUGGCAUGGUUCAAACAUCAUUUGAGAAGUCUCAAGACGAACUGCGAAUUGCCCAAUCCUACGCUUCGGUCGCCGAGGGGAAGGCCCAGGUUCUCCAGGACGACAUGCUCGUCGCGAAGAAAUAUUCCGAAAGGCUUGUAGCCGAGAUAGCCGAGUUGAGGGAGCGCCUCGAGGUCCAGAGCGUCAAUUUGUACCAAGCGAAGGAACAGGGCGCGAAAUUGAAGGAGCGUUUGGAUCGAUACAUUGAGCAAUUGGACGACAAAACGUCUCUGAACGAGGCUUUGGGGAAGCAAGCCGCGCUGGCCGAAAGCAACGCCGCCUCUGCUCAAGCUUUCCUUCAGCAAACGCUAAAGGAUCACAAGGGUAAAGUAGCGGACCUGACUGCAGAAUUGGCGGCUGUGAAAGAGGCUGCCCUUCUUGGCGCGAAGACGACAACGGCAGAGUUGGAACAGGAAGCGACCAAGCUCAGAGAGCAGCUCGCAAAGCUGGAACGGCUGAACUCGGAGCUCGUCGACCGAGCGGAGAACAUCAAGUCACGAUACAACGAUGCGGAUUUGGCGGAUACCGAGCGAGACUUCGUUCGCCAUCUUAUGAGUGAGGCACAGAGCAUGCACGAAGAAGAGAUGGUUCUGAAGGACAACGAGCUACGUGGUGGUCAGAACAUGAUAGAAGCCCUGAAGACCAAGGUGGCUGAGCUUCAAGGAACCCUCGCACGGCUUCUCAAGGAGAAGGGAGCCGCACCCGGGGCUUCGAAUAAGGCGAUGGUCGACUUCAAAGUGUUCAUGUCGUCCAGCCCCGAGAAUGCGGCGGCAGAGGAAGCUCCGUGCGCGUUGAAUGAGGAUCAAGAGAUGGCAAACGUACCAGGUGGCGUCCCGGCCACCCACCGUCAAGGUCCCAAUUCCUCUCGCUUUCAUGACAUGGACGCUGACGACGACUCUGAGGUCGAGGUCCCUCUCUCCGAGCUAAGCCGACUCCCAACCGAUGAACCAGAGCCUCUUCCCACAAAACGCGCUCGUUCCUCCUCACCACCGGCUGCCGAAGAGUUGACGCGCUCGAGGAGGCGAACCGAAUUUUCGAGCGUUGCUGAGAAGGUCGCUGUCCCUGCUAAAUCGUCGCUGUCGGUUCAGAAGAAGGGCGAGAGUGCGGCUGCGAAGCCGAAACAGAAGAAGCGCAAGGAAAAGAAAACCUACGGUGACGCCUGAC
Messenger RNA from Cyclocybe aegerita, 2739 nucleotides. The record is from the annotation of a GenBank genome assembly. Lineage: Eukaryota; Fungi; Basidiomycota; Agaricomycetes; Agaricales; Hemipholiotaceae.